AUGAAAGCGAUAGAACCGUCUAAAUCUGGUGUUGCACCUCCAACAAAGCUUCAAUUAGCCCUAGCAUUGGCUGUUGUCAAGGGAAAACCACCAGGCCAAAGCGUGAAAGAAUACAUUUCGCAAAUUCGCGGAUGCAUUAAAAAUGCCAACAAUUUGGACAAAGUUGUUACGACAGACAAGUUCUUCGACAGCGUCUCCUUCUGGCGACAAGCGUACGAACGGUCCGAGGCAGGACAGAAAAAGCUAGAAGAUCAAGUCCAUGAGCUCAAUCAGCGUAUUGAAAGCCUGCUUACCAAACUGCAUGUCAAAGUCACUACGAACGACACUGAGAACGACACUGAGACCUUGCCAACAAACAAACGCAAGGCGCCUGCUGCUGGCAAGAAUGCCAAUAGUUCGAAUAUGGCUAGAAAACGCACAAAGCUGCCACGAAAUAUGCAGGAAACCAUCCCAUUGAUAGAUGAUGACGAUGACUCAGGAGAGGAAGAUGGUAUUUCGCUCCUCUUUCAUAUACUACUCAUGAUGAUAACUAAUGUCAUUGCAGACUUGUGCCUAAACAAGCAGCUAUAUACCGUCCAAAAAGCCCUGCAAAGAAGAACAAACAGCAGUUCUGAGGCCGAUUCUCUGGCUAUAGAUGCAGUCACCCUCUGUAAAGCGGCAGAGCAGAGAUUAAUCCAAAAUAUCCAAAACGAGAGCAGUAUGAUGGAGCAGAGCCCUUCCCAAAGCGAGCAGGUCAAUAUGCCAGACACAGAUUCUGUUAUAAAUGCUGUGACAAUUGCUUUCCAUCUCAUGCAUAAAGCGUUGCACAAAAUGGCCGGGGUCGAGAAUGGCACGCAGCACCAAGCUCAGGUCAUCUACUACUUAGUAGGUCUGUUUGAAUCAAUCAUGACCGCACUCACUUUGCAUUGCACUGCAAUCUCAAAGCAAAAGCCUGUCAACAAAAACACCGAAUCGGGCGGAGGCCCAAAUUUUUCCACGGAACCUGAUGAACAAAACAAAGUCACAAAUGAAAAGAGCCCAUCUACCAAGAAUGAGAUAACCUGUCGCCUCGCAGACCUGCUCUGCACAAUGAGCCUCUCCCUCAAUCUAACUCGUACCAAAGACCAAGAAGUAAUGGAAGGGUUUCUCUUCCUUGUCCUCAACCGCAUGGGUAAAAUGUUAGCUCUCCACGUUUUCCAUGAUCUGCGACUGCCAAUGGGUAUCUGCCCUGGGAUGACAUUCCCAGAUGGCCUGGAAGCAAUGACUGACGAGGGCGUUAUGCCAAACGAGGCACAACUCGAAGCCAAGUAUCUCGUUCGGCUUCUGGACAGAAUGCUUAAUGCCGAGGCCCUUGAAUCGCCCCUCGAGGCAUCGGCUGCUCGUCAAUCUGUGACAAAUGCGAAAGAUCGUCUGCAAAAGUCCCUCCUCCGGGCUGUAUUUGGACCUGAUGAGCAUCUGUUUCGAGAGGGUCUGCGGCGUCCGCAUACUCCGCCUCCUCAGGUACUUGACAGUCAACAGAUGGAUCAGGACAAAUUUUCGGAUUGGCUUACACAAGAACUGUGGCGGCUUGUUGGUUGGGAUGUGUUAAGGAAGGUACUUCCUCCGAACUAA
This is a messenger RNA of Penicillium vulpinum, 1590 nucleotides long. RefSeq lists its product as uncharacterized. The record is from RefSeq and is a predicted model, not a curated record. Lineage: Eukaryota; Fungi; Ascomycota; Eurotiomycetes; Eurotiales; Aspergillaceae. Bases 1 to 1590 code for a protein of 529 amino acids. The transcript is spliced from 2 exons.